Molecule: messenger RNA, 1079 nt
Organism: Pseudo-nitzschia multistriata
Lineage: Eukaryota; Bacillariophyta; Bacillariophyceae; Bacillariales; Bacillariaceae
Source: the annotation of a GenBank genome assembly
UGUGGUGGUACGAUGGUGGACAUUGUUCCAGAAGAAACCUUUGGCGUCGAUGUCAAUCUUGCCAAUUUUAAUUUUAUGGGUGACAUGGUCCUGUUGCCACGAACGAUUCGGAUAUGGCUCCCACCAGGAUACGAUGAAAACGAUAAGGAUGGAGGACAUCCCGUAUUGUAUGCUCACGAUGGACAAAAUGCUAUGGAAGACGAAGAGAGUUGGACGGGGGCCUCGUGGAGAUUAAUUGGAGCCAUCACUCGACUAGCUGAUCACAAGCUGAUCUGUACAUCAUCGAGCCCCGCUACGAAUAGCACAUCCAGCAGGAACAACGGAAACGAAAGCCGACAACCAACAUCAUCUUCCUGUACCAGUGACGGAAAGCUUCCCAUCGUUGUGCUGUUACCCAGUGCCCAGGGUGAUUGGCUGCCGGGAAUUCGACGACGACAUCUUGAAUACGGAGACAUGAAUUUUCCCUUCGCGCAAGCCCACGCAGAUUUUGUUGCCAAUACGGUCAAGCCCUUGGUAGACAAUCGGUUCAGGACCAACCCUUCCGCGGAGCGAACCUUUUGCAUAGGAUCGAGCCUGGGGGGUCAGGCAUCCCUGCAUUUACUGCUGAGACAUCCCGACAAGUUUGGUGGCGCAGCCUGUUUGUCUCCAGCAUUUGGGCCCGCGAUACUGAAUUUCGUCGAUUCUUCCAAGGGAGGCAAAAUACUACGAGAGGGGAAGAAGAAGGUUUACUUGGAUAUCGGGGGUGACAUGGACGAUUCUAAAAGCAGCGACUUUGUUCGCGUCUCGCCUAUUGACGUAUUAGACCAUUUAACACCGGUCCAUGGAUGGAACCCUGGCUAUUUCUGGUUGGACACCCAACUUCAAGGACAGGUAACGGCUAUGCGGAAGGCCCUUGAUCGAUCCGGAGCUGAUUACGAAUAUCGACAAUAUCCCGGAGGUCGGCAUAACGAACGAGCCUGGGCCUUGCGGAUUGAUAAGCCUCUUUUGCAUUUGUUUUCUGACAAACGUAGRAAGAAWGAAURACAAACUUCAAAUUYAAAAAAACACUACGAAUAGAAUGGCUAAAAAGUUUUCAUUUC